GCCCAGUGCUGGAAUAGCGACUAGUUUAGGGAAGCUGCCGGGGAAAGUGAGAUUCAAUCAAGCAGCCCGAUCCAGGGGUCUCAGCUGGCUGUACCACAAAACAUGUCUCCUUUGAAAGAUGCACAGCUCGGAGCUUUCACCUUCUUUGCUUCUGCACUCCCUCAUGAUGUGUGUGGAAGCAAUGGACUUCCUCUCACCCCAAACUCCAUUAAAAUUCUGGGAAGAUUUCAAAUCCUCAAGACCAUUGUCCAUCCAAGACUUUGUCAGUAUGUCGAUAUAUCACGUGGCAAACAUGAGCGGUUGGUUGUGGUAGCGGAACACUAUGAGAAAAGUCUGGAAGACUUGCUUCGGGACAGGAAGCCAGCAAGCCCUUCAAAGACCAUGCACCUUGCUUUUGAAGUUUUACAAGGCCUAGAAUAUAUGCAUUGUCACAGAAUGGUCCAUAGAGCUCUGGCUCCUCACAACAUUCUUUUAGAUGGAGAGGGUCACGUGAAACUUGCUAAAUUUGGACUUUAUCAUAUAACAGAUCACGGAGCAGAUGUUGAUUUCCCUAUCGGCUACCCCUCAUACCUUGCACCAGAGGUGAUUGCCAAAGGAAUUUUGAAGCCAACUGACCCCACUCAACAUGAGAGACCUCUGCCUUCUGGUCCUAAAUCCGAUAUUUGGUCAUUGGGUGUGAUAAUGUUUGAGCUUUGUGUGGGAAGGAAGUUAUUUCAGAGUCUGGGAAUUAAUGAGAAAAUAAAACUAAUACUUACAUUAGGCUGUGUUGAUGACAUUGUGACUGUUCUUGGUGAGGAGCAUGGCUGUAAGGAUAUUAUAAAGGAUCUCCCUGAAUCUAUAUUAACCUUAUUGAGGAAAUGUCUCACAUUCCAUCCAUCAAAAAGGCCCACUGCUACAGACUUGCUCCAUGACCGUGUGUUCAGUGAAAUUUCUCCACUAUAUGUGCCUUACCGCAAACCUGCCAGUCUUUUUUCAUCAACGCUGAGGUGUGCUGAUUUAAUUCUGCCUGAAGACAUCAGUCUCCUAUGUAAAGAGGUGGACAGUGAUUUCCUCGCAGAACGAUCGAUUGAAGAGGUAUACUAUCUCUGGUGUCUGGCUGGAGGUGACUUGGAAAAAGAGCUCAUCAGUAAAGGAAUUAUUCGUUCAAAGCCACCCAUCUGCACCCUACCUAACUUUCUGCUUGAAGAUGGUGAAAGUUUUGGCCAAGGAAGAGACAGAAGUUUCCUUUUGGAUGACACCACUGUGAAUUUAUCUCUCUGUCAGCUAAGAAAUAGAUUAAAAGAUGUCCCAGGAGAAGUGUUUUAUCCACUACUGGGAGAAGACCAGUCCAAUGUACCCCAUUCAGGCAGCAACAAUGAGCUAUCUACCUCAGCCCUUCCUCUGAUUAUUCGAGAGAGAGACACAGAAUAUCAACUUAACAGGAUUGUUUUAUUUGAUAGACUUCUAAAGGCAUACCCAUACAAAAAAAACCUAAUUUGGAAAGAAGCUCGAGUAGACAUUCCUCCACUUUUGAGGGGCUUAACGUGGGCUGCACUCUUGGGUGUUGAGGGUGCCAUCCAAGAAAAAUACGAUUCAACAGACAAAGACACACCAAUACCCACAGACCGUCAGAUUGAAGUUGAUAUCCCACGUUGCCAUCAGUAUGACGAACUCCUCUCAUCCCCAGAGGGACACUCAAAAUUCCGAAGAGUGUUGAAAGCUUGGGUGGUCUCACACCCUAACUUAGUCUACUGGCAAGGCUUGGACUCUUUAUGCGCACCAUUCCUUUAUUUGAAUUUUAAUAAUGAAGCCCUGGCCUAUGCAUGCAUGUCUGCUUUUAUACCCAAGUACCUCUACAAUUUCUUUCUGAAAGACAAUUCCCACGUUAUACAAGAGUAUCUGACCGUGUUCUCUCAGAUGAUUGCAUUUCAUGACCCUGAACUGAGCAACCAUCUCAACGAGAUUGGCUUUAUUCCAGAUCUCUACGCAAUCCCGUGGUUUCUUACAAUGUUUACACAUGUUUUUCCACUGCACAAGAUAUUCCACCUGUGGGACACAUUGCUUUUAGGAAACGCUUCAUUCCCAUUCUGCAUUGGAGUUGCUAUUUUGCAACAGCUGAGAGUCCGGCUUCUAGCAAAUGGAUUCAAUGAAUGUAUCCUUCUGUUUUCAGACCUUCCUGAAAUAGAUAUUGAACGAUGUGUACGAGAGUCAAUCAACCUGUUCUGCUGGACGCCAAAGAGUGCUACAUAUAGACAGCACGCUCAGACACCAAAGCAAGCUGGAGGUGACAGCAAUGGCAUGAGCAGAUCACCAACCACCUUCACUGCUGAUUUUGAGGACUCUUCCAAAACUGACUUGGGUCGCGAACCCAUCAAGUUGAAUGAUCUGAAGUCUGAGGUCUCCCCUCGUAUCUCCGCAGAGGAUCUCAUUGACCUGUGUGAAUUAACAGUUUCCAGUCAUCUCAAAGCAUCUGCCAAGAAGAGCAAGUCUAGCAAACCCAAGCUGCUUGUGGUGGACAUUCGGAACAGCGAGGACUUUAAUCGUGGUCACAUCCCUGGCAGCAUUAGCAUUCCAUUUGGCUCUGCAUUUACCACAGAAGGAGAACUGGUGCCAUGCACCGCCAGUGCCACACUACAGAGUUUUAAGGGCAAAGUUGUUGUGAUAGUUGGACACGUUGCAAAAAAUACAUCUGAGUUUGCAGCUCACCUGGUGAAGUUGGGAUAUCCAAGAGUAUGUAUUCUGGAUGGUGGCAUUAACAAAAUGAAGCUAACAGGCUUGUUGACAGUUCCUUCACCGCAAAUCUGAGCAAGGCACAGCUACAAAUGUGUAAAAACGAGAACAACACAAGCCUGUAUGGACAGAUUACCUUCUCACUGUGUCAUAUUAUGUAUGUGGGUAUGUAUUGGCUAACAUUCCAGAGCGCCACAAAAGAUGGUUCUACGAUCAAAGGUCUCUUCAACUACUCAUCUCUACCAAAAACACAGUGCAAUACAGGGAUUCUCUUCAUUUUUACUCGCACUUGGAUAUCAAACCUUUCUUCCAUAGUUUCUACCAAAUCACUUGUGUUAAUGUCAACACCAAGGAGCUAUUUAUCACAGGUUAUCUUCAAAGUAUGUUACCAUAAAACCAAUAAUUGAUCGAAGAUGGACAGAUUUUUUUU
Messenger RNA from Pelobates fuscus (common spadefoot toad), 3139 nucleotides. RefSeq names its product TBC1 domain containing kinase (gene TBCK). Lineage: Eukaryota; Metazoa; Chordata; Amphibia; Anura; Pelobatidae. Gene Ontology annotation, cellular component: nucleus; cytoplasm; centrosome. The transcript has 26 exons. Gene Ontology annotation, biological process: protein phosphorylation; mitotic spindle organization. Gene Ontology annotation, molecular function: ATP binding; protein serine/threonine kinase activity. Bases 103 to 2784 code for a protein of 893 amino acids. The record is from RefSeq and is a predicted model, not a curated record.